Messenger RNA from Enterobius vermicularis (human pinworm), 254 nucleotides. NCBI's taxonomy places the organism in Eukaryota, Metazoa, Nematoda, Chromadorea, Rhabditida, Oxyuridae. The record is from the annotation of a GenBank genome assembly.
AUGGUUCAUUCUGGAUUUGGAGGGUACCUUGUUGCAAUUUCGCCGUACUCAAAAGCAGAACUCGAUGAAGCAGCUGAAGAGGUGAAAGUCCGAGAAAACAUAGGGAAGGCAAAAGAAGCAUCCAAAACCGAUGAUGAAGUUGUACAAAGGUUAUUACACCGUCCUAACAUUUUAUUAAGUUACAGAAGUGAAUUCCACUACUUUUUUUUUAAUGAGGCUUCAUGGUCUUCUGACAUUACACAGAGCUUUUAAUU